AUGUCCUUCAUCUAUCCCGUCCACUCCUCGCCCCGAGUAGCAAGGAAGUUUCUCGCCUUCCUGGACGAGAGAGAUACUGAGGACAACAAGCGCAAGCGGGCAGAAGACGACGACGACGAUGACGCCGACGGAACACCUGCCAAGAAGUGCAAGCUGAUGGAGGACCUCGUCGCCGACCAACACGAGGCCUCCAUUGGCCCCAUCACUUCCACUGGCGAGGUGCCUUCCGUUCGGCCGGUGGUGGCGGCUCGUCGUCGGAGCCCAGUCGUCCGUAGAGUGGGCAGAUAUCUGCUCGAGAAGGUGAAGGUAAUCCGCCGCAAGCUGAGGGUGAACAUCCCGGCCGGCCAACACAGGCUGCGGAUGCCUGGAUCUUUCCUGGACGACACGGAGAUCCUGAGAGAUCUCCUCCUUCGCGAGGAGAUCUUCUCUGCCCAAAUCGCCGCGGCGGUACAGCCGACGACGCCUCAGCAGAGGCCCCUCAAGAGACAAGUGUCCGAAAUGGACACACCAGCAGCGAAGAGGAUGAAAACAGAUCGGCCCCGGCAGCAGAUGCCGGGUGCCUUUCUGAGCGACGAGGAGUACGUUCGGAGCGGGAUUGGGGGCAACUCGACCCCAGUGUGCCACCCCCCAAUCAACCCAUCGCCUUUGACGGUGACGAGGACGCCCGCUCGCCCACAGGUGUCCAUUCCGCAGCUGGUCCAACCGAUGCGGCAGGCGCAGGAGAGGCGGGGCCGGCUGCGGAAGCAACGUAACGAAGAGUUAGAACAGGCGUAUAAGGACGAGAUAAACAACGCCAAAGACAUUCUGGCGAGGCGUCGUGAGCACCUCCAGAAUCCGCCAGGACCAAGACCAAGACCAGCACCAGCAACAGAACCAACUCCAGCUCCGGCUCAGGCUCCACCUCUAACUCCCGCUUCAGCAGUGGCCUCAAAGAUAUACAGUCUCCCUGUCGUAUUCCCAGAUCGCGUCAACCAGAUCAAGAGACAAGCAGGCAUUUCAGGUAGUGGAAAGUUCCGUAUGUUCUCGUAG
Messenger RNA from Aaosphaeria arxii CBS 175.79, 1029 nucleotides. RefSeq lists its product as uncharacterized. The coding region runs from base 1 to 1029 and encodes 342 amino acids. The transcript has a single exon. NCBI's taxonomy places the organism in Eukaryota, Fungi, Ascomycota, Dothideomycetes, Pleosporales. The record is from RefSeq and is a predicted model, not a curated record.